AUGUCUGAAAUUAAAAAGGAUGAAGACAGUGGGGCAAGCACUUCAGUAAGCAAAGCAAGCAAAAAUGCUUCCAAUAAGCGGCAAAACAAAGAUGACACCUGGGACCCUUCACAGAUGAUGAAGAAACCAAAGCAGAGCCAGUUUGCCCCUAUAACUGACUCAGAAGUGGCCUUGGUCAAUGCCUAUCUUGAACAGAGACGAGCCAGGCGUCUUUCUCAGUUUAACCAGGUGAAUCAGAAUCCACAAGACAGCGAUACUACUGAGUGUGACAGUGAAGAGUCUAAUUCGGGAGCCUCCUCUUGGAAGGAGAGUGAAAGUGAACAUCACCCAUCACCAGACAGUAUGAAGAGGAGGAAAACAGCUCAGAGGCAAAGGAGUCUUGGAAAUUACCAAAUCAGAGAAAAGCCCUGCCUCCAUUGCAAAGCCAUGAGGACCAAUGAAUGGUUGACACGCCAUUUCCCACAAAAGGCUUCAGGAACACCCCCAAUGAAAGGGGAGCCUCAAGAAGAAAAUUGCACACCUGACAUUAACACAAAAUUCAGUAAAUUCUGA
Messenger RNA from Otolemur garnettii (small-eared galago), 552 nucleotides. RefSeq names its product serine rich single-pass membrane protein 1 (gene SSMEM1). NCBI's taxonomy places the organism in Eukaryota, Metazoa, Chordata, Mammalia, Primates, Galagidae. The record is from RefSeq and is a predicted model, not a curated record. The transcript has 2 exons. The coding region runs from base 1 to 552 and encodes 183 amino acids.